Messenger RNA from Saprolegnia parasitica CBS 223.65, 1232 nucleotides. RefSeq lists its product as hypothetical. Gene Ontology annotation, biological process: tRNA aminoacylation; regulation of translational fidelity. The coding region runs from base 23 to 1201 and encodes 392 amino acids. Lineage: Eukaryota; Oomycota; Saprolegniomycetes; Saprolegniales; Saprolegniaceae. The transcript is spliced from 3 exons. Gene Ontology annotation, molecular function: Ser-tRNA(Ala) deacylase activity; aminoacyl-tRNA ligase activity; ATP binding. The record is from RefSeq and is a predicted model, not a curated record.
GUGGCCAUUUAUUAGCACCAAGAUGUCGGCAGCGCUCGGACGGCUGGCGUGCCAGCGCAACUCGUUCUUGAAGGAGCUCGCGACGACCGUUGUCUCGUGCGUCCGCGCGCCCAAGCUCAAAGACACCUUCCACGUUGUCUGCGCGGACAGCGUCAUCUUCCCGGAGGGCGGCGGCCAGCCCGGCGACCUCGGCGCACUGCAGCUGCGCGACGCGACCUUUGCCGUGACCAAGGCCUUUCCCGAGAACGGCCACUGCGUGCUGCAGACAAGUCACGAGUUUCAGGCUGGCGACAGCGUGCUCAUGACGCUGGACUGGCCGCGCCGCCAUGACCACAUGCAGCAGCACUCGGCGCAGCAUCUCAUCUCUGCCAUCGCCGAGACGACGCUAGGCGUCGACACGACCACGUGGUCGCUCGGCCUGGUGCGCUGCAACGUCGAGUUCAACUCGACGUCGCUGACUUCCGCGCAGCUCGAAGCGCUCGAGGCGGCCGUCAACGACGCGAUCGCAGCCGCCCGUCCGGUCACGACGCACUACAAGAACGAGACCUCGGACGUCCGCAUCGUCGUCAUGGACCAGCUUGAUAGCAACCCGUGCUGUGGCACGCACGUCCAACACACGGGCCAGCUCCAGUGCGUCAAGUUUCUCUACUCGGAGGUUGCGCGCGGUUGCACGCGCGUCUGGUUCGUCGCGGGCAACCGCGUCUUCAAGGAAUUUGCGACCAUGUUUGAGCGGGAACGGGCCGCGACGAAGCUGUGGAGCUGCCCGCCCGAAGAACACAACGAUCGCCUUACCAAGCUUCUUCAGGCGCAGUCGGCCGCGGCGAAAGAGCAAAAGGCGCUGCGGCUCGAACUCGCGCACCUCCUCGCGCAGCAGCUCGUCGUGUCGUCGGCCAACGGGUGGUUUGCGAUGCUGCACCGCGACGACGCCGACGCCGCGUUCCUCCAAGCCAUCUCCCUGGCGUUCACGACCCUCACGGCUGCUUCGCCCAAGGUCCUUUUACUCACGUCGGGCAAUGCUAAGAGCGGCGAGGGCGCCAUGGUGCUCUCUGGUCCUGAGGCAUUCGUGGCGGCCGAGGCUAAGACGGUCGCGGGCCUCCUGGACGGAAAGGGCGGUGGCCGCAAGGGCCUCUUCCAAGGCAAGGUCAAGAACGUCGGCAACCUCGACGCUGUCCGGGCGCACUUGGAGCGCCUGCAGCUCUAACGCGAUACCACGUAUACAGACACUAGUAUUU